ACUGCAAGCAAUAAUACGCAAGCAUGGUAUGUUUCUUAAUUUCUCAACUAGUACAAAAUACUUAGCUGAACUACCCCCAUACAUUUGAGAUGUACAUGUUAUUAGGUGAGGAAGGUGAGACAUUCUUCACCCAAAAUGCUCAUCCUUUGAAGACACAAAAGCAAUCUCAAAGUCAGCUUCUUUGCACAUAAAUAAAAAGAGAUUAGGAAAAAAAAGGGAUUGCCAAGUGCCAACACUUACAAAUCAUUCAACUAGCUGAAAUACAAGUAUGGCAAAUCGCCAGAAAAUCCAUCCAGUAGCGGUUGUGGAAGCGCCACCACCAACAGCACCUUGGCCACCACCAGGCCCAGCAACAUCUCAUAAAGUCUGUCCAAGCCAUGCUUAUCACCGACAACCUUCAGCGAUUGUUAAUAAUCCAGACAUAACUCAGUCAAACCCGCCAAAGACGAGAAGUAGGUGCUGCAAAUGCAUAUGUUGGACAAUUAGCCUUCUCUUCCUCCUUCUAGUCUUUCUUGCAGCUGCAGUUGGCAUUCUUUACCUUGUCUUCAAGCCAAAACUUCCAACGUACUCCGUUGACAGGCUAAGAAUAAGCAAUUUAAGGCUCAAUUAUGACAUGACCUUAUAUGCAACACUGGGUGUGAAAAUCACAGCCAAUAAUCCGAACAAGAAAAUCGGAAUCUACUAUGAGGAAGGAGGGCACUUGAGCGUAUGGUACACAACUGCAAAGCUUUGCAAAGGGGCAUUACCAAUAUUUUACCAAGGUCACCAGAAUGUUACAAAGCUUGACGUAAUCUUAACUGGUCAAACGCAGUCUGGAAGCCCUUUGCUGAGAGCAUUGCAAAAGCAACAGCAGACUGGGCAAAUUCCAUUGAACUUAAAAGUUGAUGCACCAGUGGCAAUCAAGCUUGGGAAGUUGAAGCUGAGGAGGGUGAGAAUACUGGGGGAGUGCAUGUUGGUGGUGGAUAGCAUGGCUGCAAAUAAUAAAGUUAGUAUUAAAGCUAGCAAUUGUAGGUUUAAGCUGAAGCUGUAAAUUUAAGGUCUUUCAGAAUUCCCAAUGUCCCUUCUCGUUCUAUCUACCGUUUCCCCACUUUGUGUGUUGUUAUCUUCUGAUCCCAUUUGUAGGGAGGAAAUACUGAGUUUUCUCCAACAUUAAUUCAUAGUUGCCAAGGCUUGUUUCUAGUGGUCCCGCAAACUGGAUUCCUAAGGCUCUUUCUUUCUUUCUUUCUUUCUUUAUCCCCUAUCUCUCAAUUGAGAACCAUGGUACCAGGAGAGAAAAAAUUGAAUUCCCCCAUGCUGAUGACUAAUCAUCACACCUAAUCAGUCAGUCAGAACAGUUCACAUUUGUCAAUGUCAAAGGGAUCUGGAGACUUUUGGCUAUUCAACCUUGGUGGGAUGAAUAUCAAGUUAAGAAGCUUUCCUCCAUCACUUUGCAUAUGUUCAUAACAGAUAUGGUUGGAAGGUUGGUUAGAGGAAGAGUGGCUAAAGACACUCGAUUAGUCAGCCUUUAUGUUAGGAAUUUAGUAGGUUAUUUCCAAAAAAAGAUCUUUCUACAAGUUCCCCAUUAGGAAAUAUAGUAUAUUAGAAUUAGGAAUUAUAGUCUUGUUAGGUUUUGGAAGAUGAAUUUGAUAAUGGAAUAUUGAGAAUUUUGAUUUGCAUGAGGGCUGUGGCCUUAGUGUGUGUCUCUCUCUCUCCUCUUCUUUCAUUCUACCUGCCACAUUCACAGGUACUGUUCAAAGCACCCAAACUACUACUUUUCUUCUCUUCUACUUACAAGUUACAACUUUCUUCCAACACUAUUCCCUUGCAUUCCCCUUCAAUCUCCAUAUCCUUUCCUUUCGCACAAGGAAUCUUCAAACAAUUUAAAUGUCCUUCCCGUCACUGUUUUCCAGUAAGCUAAAACUUCCAUUGCAGCAACUGUUUUGCUUUAACCCUUCCUACACCUUAAAUUCUUGUAUGUCAGAUUUUCCAAACCAUUCCUCCAUUAGAAAUUAUAAUGAGAUCAGUGAUGAGUGAACACUUGAAGAAACAAAGAAAUGAAUAUGUGUUCAGUGUAACUAACAGAAUCGAUCAGAACAUAAAAACAUGACCGAAUUGGGCCUAGUUACUCUUAGGGACGAGUGGAAGAAGAGGGAGAUUCUUGAACAAGUAAAAGGAGCCAAUGACUUCAAAAGAAUUGAAUAAGGAGCCGUAGGAGGUGGCAAAUACCAAGCGCUUGUUUCACUCUCUAAAAAUGUACAACUGGCUAUUUAAGAAAUUGACGUUGAGGUAAAAACAACAUUUAAUCAGCAUUGGAGAUUAUGUU
Molecule: messenger RNA, 2302 nt
Organism: Tripterygium wilfordii
Lineage: Eukaryota; Viridiplantae; Streptophyta; Magnoliopsida; Celastrales; Celastraceae
Product: NDR1/HIN1-like protein 6
Exons: 1
Coding region: 269-1030 (253 amino acids)
Cellular component (GO): plasma membrane
Source: RefSeq, a predicted model, not a curated record